This is a messenger RNA of Mercurialis annua (annual mercury), 657 nucleotides long. RefSeq lists its product as uncharacterized. Lineage: Eukaryota; Viridiplantae; Streptophyta; Magnoliopsida; Malpighiales; Euphorbiaceae. The coding region runs from base 1 to 657 and encodes 218 amino acids. The record is from RefSeq and is a predicted model, not a curated record. The transcript has 3 exons.
AUGUGUCCUCUUUAUUUUCUUUACUACUUGCCUAUUAAGAAGCUCAUUUUUCAUCAAUCUUCUUCUCUAUCGGUUGCCUUUUCAAAAGAGGACGUGUUCUAUUCUCUUUCCAGUUGUGACAAUAAUAAGACUUCAAAUCCAGAUGGUUUCAACUUUUUCCUUAAUAAAAAAGCUUGGAAUAUUUUAGAGGAGGAUAUCAUCAAUAUUUUCUAUAGUUUCCAUAAGAGUGCAGAUUUUCCUAUUGGCUUGAACACGGAUUUUCUAGUUCUUUUGCCAAAAAUCAGAGGUGCUUCUAAAGUCUUGACAAUCAUAUUAGCUCCUAUUAUUUCUUCCAUCAUUUCAUAUUACCAAUUGGAUUUUGUGAGAGACACAAAUAUUCAUGAUUAUCAUAUAAUCGCUUCAGAGCUCAUUCACAUUAUGCACAGUCGUCGAGAUCAGGUUUUACGAUCAAGCUUGAUUUUAAAAAAGCCUUUGAUUCGAUUUCUUGAGAGUUUAUUCCAAAGAUGGGUUAGACUAGGUGAUUCCCUUUCUCGUAUACUCUUUGUUAUUGCGGUUGAAGGUUUGCGUGCUAUUGUAGCUAAAGUUAUUUCUAAAAUCCUGAUUGAUGGCAUUUCAAUGGAUGGUUAUGACAUUCCAGUCACUGUCUGCAAUUUGUAG